This is a messenger RNA of Lactuca sativa (garden lettuce), 1801 nucleotides long. RefSeq names its product 1-deoxy-D-xylulose 5-phosphate reductoisomerase, chloroplastic. Gene Ontology annotation, biological process: isoprenoid biosynthetic process. Gene Ontology annotation, molecular function: manganese ion binding; 1-deoxy-D-xylulose-5-phosphate reductoisomerase activity; NADPH binding. The record is from RefSeq and is a predicted model, not a curated record. NCBI's taxonomy places the organism in Eukaryota, Viridiplantae, Streptophyta, Magnoliopsida, Asterales, Asteraceae.
UCGUCACCACCAUUCGCCCACUUCCCCUUUUCUUUGGAUUUCUUGAAAGUUGAAACCCAACGCCCUUGUCACCAACAGUUAGUGCAUACUGGUCUCUUUCUCCAGAGCUCCUGACUCUUAAUUAAAUCUCACAUGGUUUUCCGCCAAAAAGCAAAAUAAACAAAUCCCACUUGAUUGUUCAGUCUUUUCGUCUUCCUCAUUCUAUUCUGACCAUUUUUUGGGAAUCAAGAUUUUCUUCAAGUUUUUAAUCGACUGAAAUUUGUGAAAGGUUCGAAGAAAAAUGUCUUUGAACAUUCCAUCUCCAACAGAAGCCAGUGUCAUCUCUUUCUUGGACACUUCCAAAUCCAACACCCACCUUCUCAAGCUUCAAGGUGGGUUCUCUUUUAAGAGGAAAGAUAGUAAGGUAACAUGUGGAAAGGGGAUCCAAUGCGCGGCGGCGCCACCUCCUUCGGCAUGGCCGGGAACGGCUGCUGUUCAGCCGGGGACUAAGAACUGGAAUGGCCCUAAACCUAUUUCAAUCAUUGGAUCCACUGGUUCCAUUGGGACCCAGACACUAGACAUUGUCGCCGAACACCCAGAUAAAUUCAAAGUUGUAGCACUUGCUGCUGGCUCAAAUGUCACACUUCUUGCAGAUCAGAUCAAAGCUUUCAAACCACAGUUAGUUUCUAUGAAGAACGAGUCGUUGGUUAGUGAACUCAAAGAAGCUUUGUCCGGAGCCGAUUACAUGCCUGAAAUUAUUCCCGGCGACGAAGGUGUUAUUGAGGUUGCCCGUCACCCAGAUUGUGUUACCGUAGUCACCGGAAUAAUGGGUUGUGCUGGUUUAAAGCCGACAGUUGCUGCCAUUGAAGCAGGGAAAAACAUCGCAUUAGCAAAUAAAGAAACCUUAAUCGCCGGAGGUCCCUUUGUUCUUCCUCUUGCACAUAAGCAUAACGUUAAGAUUCUUCCUGCAGAUUCAGAACAUUCUGCUAUAUUUCAGUGUAUACAAGGCUUCCCUGAAGGUGCUCUAAGGCGUAUAAUCUUAACUGCAUCUGGAGGUGCUUUCAGGGACUGGCCUGUUGAAAAACUGAAAGAGGUUAAAGUUGCAGAUGCGUUAAAGCAUCCAAACUGGAGCAUGGGGAAAAAGAUCACAGUCGACUCUGCCACACUCUUCAACAAAGGUCUUGAAGUUAUUGAAGCUCAUUAUCUUUAUGGAUGUGAUUAUGACGACAUUGACAUCGUUAUUCACCCUCAAUCUAUCAUCCAUUCCAUGGUCGAGACACAGGACUCGUCGGUCUUGGCACAACUAGGAUGGCCCGACAUGCGGUUGCCGAUCCUAUAUACAUUGUCAUGGCCCGAUAGAAUACACUGCUCUGAGAUUACAUGGCCCCGCCUCGAUCUUUGCAAGUUGGGAUCGUUGACAUUCAAAGCUCCAGACAAUGUGAAAUACCCGUCGAUGGAUUUGGCUUAUGCCGCCGGGCGAGCUGGUGGUACGAUGACCGGAGUUCUUAGUGCCGCCAAUGAGAAAGCGGUUGAAAUGUUCAUUGAUGAAAAGAUUAGCUACUUGGAUAUAUUCAAGGUGGUGGAGUUGACUUGUGAGAAGCAUCAAUCAGAGUUGGUGACAGCGCCUUCACUUGAGGAAAUCAUACAUUACGAUUUGUGGGCUCGAGAGUAUGCUGCAAAUGUCAAGGCUUUAACUCCAGCUCUCGUAUGAACCAACAUCUUGGAUGCAACAGGAUGACGAUCAAUGGUGUUAGGUUGUUCAUUCAAACCAGGAAUAAAUGUUGUAGUAUUUGUCAUUUAAUGGAAAAAUAUUUGGAAUCAA